AUGGGUCAACGUGCAAAAAAAAAUCAAACAGUAUGGGUGUUCUGGAAUGUUUUAGCAACCUUAAAAGACCUUUGUUGGAUUCCUGUACUUGCCCUACGGGCCAAAUCCCACGUAGGAUUCUUUCAUACCCGUAUGAAGCAUCCCAGUCGGAUACUUUGGUUCGUUCGACAUGGUGAACGUGUAGAUAACGUAGAUAAGGCAUGGAAAAACACCGCCGAACGUUGGGAUGAUCCACCGUUGAGCCCUCGAGGUCACCAACAAGCUCGAGAAGUCGGGAACUUCCUUGUUUCUGAGGCUAUCGAUCACGUAGUUUGCUCACCAUUCACACGUUGCGUGGAAACAGUGACCGAAAUUCUCGCCGUUAGAAAAACAUCACCUCCCGUAUGGAUCGAACCAGGAUUAGGUGAAUCGUUGAAUGUUUGUAUGUCACCGCCAGGCUGGCCAACGAUGGAUAAAAUAAAAAAGAUGAAUCCAAAUGUGGACGAUACGUAUGCACCUGUUUUUCCUGUCCUACCUCCUGAAACUGGAGGUGAUAGUGGAUGCAUUCCACGGGUAAUUAAGACGUUACGUACAAUUUUAGCCAAAUAUCCUACGGGUAAUAUACUUUUCGUAUCACACGGCAGUCCAACUGCCGCUUGCCAUCUAGCAAUAUGCGGGUCGUGGAAAUAUGUGGGCCAAUGCACUAUAGGUAAAGUUAUCUCAGAAUCGGGGAAUUUCAAAUGCGAGUAUUUCGGCUACAAAGAACAUCUUUCUGAUCAGACUAAUCUACAUGAAAAUCAAAGCGUAAAACGUAGAUGUUCGAAGGAGCAAAUUGAGGAGAAGAUGAAAGUAGUUAAUGAACAAUGA
Messenger RNA from Necator americanus (New World hookworm), 846 nucleotides. RefSeq lists its product as uncharacterized. Lineage: Eukaryota; Metazoa; Nematoda; Chromadorea; Rhabditida; Ancylostomatidae. The coding region runs from base 1 to 846 and encodes 281 amino acids. The record is from RefSeq and is a predicted model, not a curated record. The transcript is spliced from 6 exons.